Molecule: messenger RNA, 1268 nt
Organism: Loxodonta africana (African savanna elephant)
Lineage: Eukaryota; Metazoa; Chordata; Mammalia; Proboscidea; Elephantidae
Product: HLA class II histocompatibility antigen, DM alpha chain
Exons: 5
Coding region: 214-999 (261 amino acids)
Biological process (GO): antigen processing and presentation; immune response
Cellular component (GO): membrane; MHC class II protein complex
Source: RefSeq, a predicted model, not a curated record
CACACUCUGGCUGGUAAAAGAGCCCAGUCUUCAGGAGGUUGCUGGCCCCAGGGCUUUCCCCAGUGACUGAUGAUGUUAAACUGCGCGCUCUUGUGAUUGGUUGAGGCAAAAGGACAAGAGCAACUAUUGGGGGUGAGCUGACAGAGGGGAGGAAGUUUGGGGACCUGGGUCUGCUGGAUUGUUAGCUCCGAGCCCACCGUCUGAUGUGAAGACAUGGAUCAUGAACAGAACCAGGGAGCUUCGCUGCUACCGCUGUUGCAACUUCUUUGGCUGCUGCCCCACUCCUGGGCCGCCCCUGAAGUUCCUACUCCAGUGUGGCGGGAUGGCCUGCAAAACCACACGUUCCUGCACACAGUGUACUGCCAGAAUGGGACUCCAAGCCUGGGACUCUCUGAGGCCUAUGACGAGGACCAGCUUUUCUCCUUUGACUUUUCCCAAAACAGCCGCGUGCCACGCCUGCCUGAAUUUGCUGACUGGGCUAAGGAUCAGGGAGAUGUCUCCGCCAUUUCUUUUGACAAAGAGUUCUGCCAGUCAAUGAUACAGGACAUAGGCCCACAGUUCGAUGGGCUAAUCCCAGUGGCCAGAGGGUUUCCUGUCGCUGAGGUGUUCACCAUGAAGCCCCUGGAGUAUGGCAAGCCCAACACGCUGGUCUGUUUUAUCAGUAACCUCUUCCCACCCACAUUGUCGGUCAACUGGCAGCAUCAUUCAGUCCCUGUGGAAGGAGUUAGCCCCACUUUUGUCUCAGCCACUGAUGGACUCAGUUUCCAGGCCUUUUCUUAUUUAAACUUCACACCUGAACCCACUGACCUUUUCUCCUGCAUUGUGACUCAUGAGAUUGACCGCUACACUGCAAUUGCCUUUUGGGUGCCCAAGAAUGCUCUUCCCUCAGAUCUUCUGGAGAAUGUGUUGUGUGGCACGGCCUUUGGCCUGGGCGUGCUGGGCAUCAUUGUGGGCACUGUCCUCAUCAUCUACUACCGGAAGCCUUGCUCAGGCGACUGAUUCUUCUUGACCAGAGCCUGACUGCUAACAGCUUCAACCAUCCAAACAGGGGGUUCUUAGGUUUCUCAUGCCCCUGCCCAGGAUCUUUCCUUCUCAGAGCAGAAGUCCCUGGGGCCCUGGCAUUCCCCCAUGAAGGGGAAGCAGGGUGUGAAGGUUUCUAAACUGAGAGUUCUGCUGUCCCCGUGCCAACCAUCCAGGAGAGCCCAGAGUGCCCCACCUAUCAUGACCACAUUCCUUCCCACUUUAAGACAAUAAAUCCCAUUUAUUGA